CGCAACGGCAGGGAUGGAUCGCGCGCUGCCAUUGGUCAGCUCCCUUCUCUGACGUACCCGGCAGCUGCUUUCCGGUUCCGGUUGGGUUCGGCCCGGUUCGGUUCGGCUGCGGAUGGCAGAGUCCGGGCUGAGGGCUGGCAAAGACCGGAACCGGGAGGAGAAGGUGAGAUGGAAUGUUUACAUAGCGAUAUGUACUAUGGGGCCCGGUCACCAAUGGAACGGUAUCCUGGUAUGUGGCCCUUACAUUCACACACAGACUGUCAUACAUGCACACACAGACUGCCAGACUGCACACACAGACUGCCAUACAUGUACACACAGACUGCCAUACAUGCACACACAGACUGCCAUACAUGCACACACAGACACACAGACUGUCAUACAUGCACACACAGACUGCCAUACAUGCACACACAGACUGCCAUACAUGCACACACAGACUGCCAUACAUGCACACACAGACUGCCAUACAUGCACACACAGACAUGCACACACAGACUGUCAUACAUGCACACACAGACUGCCAUACAUGUACACACAGACUGCCAUACAUGCGCACACACAGACUGCCAUACAUGCACACACAGACUGCCAUACAUGCACACACAGACUGCAUACAUACAGACUGCCAUACAUGCACACACAGACUGCCAUACAUGCGCACACACAGACUACUGCCAUACAUGCGCACACACAGCCAUACAUGCAUACAUGCACACACAGACUGCCAUACAUGCACACACAGACUGCCAUACAUGCACACACAGACUGCCAUACAUGCGCACACACAGACUGCCAUACAUGCACACAGACUUGCCAUACAUGCACACACAGACUGCCAUACAUACACACACAGACUGCCAUACAUGCACACACACAGACUGCCAUGUACACACACAGACUGCCAUGUGCACACACAGACUGCCAUACAUGCACACACAGACUGCCAUACAUACACACACAGACUGCCAAACAUGCACACACAGACUGCCAAACAUGCACACUGGGCAGAAACAUGCACACACAGACUGCCAAACAUGCACACACAGACUGCCAAACAUGCACACACAGACUGCCAAACAUGCACACACAGACUGCCAAACAUGCACACACAGACUGCCAAACAUGCACACACAGACUGCCAAACAUGCACACACAGACUGCCAAACAUGCACACACAGACUGCCAAACAUGCACACACAGACUGCCAUACAUGCACACACAGACUGCCAUACAUGCACACACAGACUGCCAUACAUGCACACACAGACUGCCAUACAUGCACACACAGACUGCCAAACAUGCACACACAGACUGCCAAACAUGCACACACAGACUGCCAAACAUGCACACACAGACUGCCAAACAUGCACACACAGACUGCCAAACAUGCACACACAGACUGCCAAACAUGCACACACAGACUGCCAUACAUGCACACACAGACUGCCAUACAUGCACACACAGACUGCCAUACAUGCACACACAGACUGCCAUACAUGCACACACAGACUGCCAAACAUGCACACACAGACUCGUCAUAUUAUGGGGAGGGUCAUACACGUACACACAGACUCGUCAUAUUAUGGGGAGGGUCAUACACGUACACACAGACUCGUCAUAUUAUGGGGAGGGUCAUACACGUACACACAGACUUGUCAUAUAAUGGGGGGCUCAUACACGUACACACAGACUUGUCAUAUAAUGGGGGGCUCAUACACGUACACACAGACUUGUCAUAUAAUGGGGGGCUCAUACACGUACACACAUACUUGUCAUAUAAUGGGGGGGUCAUAAAUGUACACACAUACUUGUCAUAUAAUGGGGGGGUCAUACAUGUACACACAGACUGUCAUAUAAUGGGGGGGUCAUACAUGUACACACAGACUGUCAUACAUGUACACACAGACUGACAGUCUGUGUGUACAUGUAUGACCCCACCCAUUAUAUGACAGUCUGUGUGUACAUGUAUGACCCCCCCAUAAUAUGACAGUCUGUGUGUACAUGUAUGACCCCCCCAUAAUAUGACAGUCUGUGUGUACAUGUAUGACCCCCCCCAUAAUAUGACAGUCUGUGUGUACAUGUGUGACCCCCCCAUAAUAUGACAGUCUGUGUGUACAUGUAUGACAGUUGGACACAUAGGAACAAAGGGGUUGAGGGCCCUGCUUGAUGAGCUUACAUGCUAGAUAUGGGUCUCUAGCCACACCUUGGAUGCCUGAAUUAUUUUUGUACUUCAGUUUCUUGUUAAAUAACUCCAUUGUAUAAUUGUAAAGCACUGUGGAAGCUGCUGUUACUCUUAGUGAACAAAUAAAGUGGAAAUCUAAUGUUAGAAAAACCCUGGCAUUCUAGUUGUUCCUUAUAGUAUAUUUAAAAAAAUUUCAACAGAAUGUGGGGGUUACAGAAGGAAAUAAAAUGGACUAAAGUUUUACUCCAAGCACCAUAGCCACUGCAUCCUGCUCUAGUGGUUAUGAUGCCAGGUUUACCCUGGCCUGAUUCCCAGUAAUAUGGCAAACAGUUUUUCAAUACUUUGCCCUCUUAUCUGGGUCCUUCCUGUGCUCUGACGAUCCUUUCUCUUCAACUAACACGCUUCUGCAGAUCCGAAUCCAGUUGCCAUUGAAUGGCACACUUUGCAAAUAAAAUUUAACUUAUUUGACAUUAGGCAACUGCCAGCGAUGGCAUUCCCUCUCCAGGAGCAGAAGGGUUAAACUCUGUAUGUGCAGCGUGACAGGGUGAAAUGCUGCACAUACAGACUCUAGGCAAUCAUCUAUAUGAAAUACAUUAUUAAAAGAAUUGGCACAGGAAGGCCUGUAAACAAGAAGAAUCGCUAAUGUGAAAAUGCUUCAUCUCAGGCACAUAAGCUUUGGGGAUACUGUGGUUAAUUCACUGAAUUACAAAUUGUUGUGAAUUGAAACCCAGAUUGCAAAAUAUAGGCUAAAUUAGCCAAAAUGUGACUUUAUAGAAGCAGGAAAACUAAACUAAAUGUAAAUAUUGUCAAAAAUUAAAAUGUCAAAUAUUGCAAUUGUGUUUUUAACGCUCAACUGCAGUGAACUAAAGGGAUACCACAGUGUUGGGAAUACACACCUGUAUUCCUAAUACUAUAGCUCCCUUGUGGCCCCAACCCUCCGGCCACUAAAUGGUUUAACAAUAAAAAGAAAAAACACCUUUAUAUUCUUACCCGAUCCCAGCGCGGAUGUCCCUCGGCACUCCACCUCCUCCCACGUCAUCCGAUAGGAGCGGGUGCUAAUUCGCCACAAGCACAUUAGGCCCUCCCCAUAGGAAAGUUUGAAUCAAUGUUUUCCUAUGGGGUUUUCACUAUUUGUUCUGGUGAGUAUAGGCAGGCUCUUCAGGCUUUUUGCAGUAAACACUGCUUUUUUUCCGAGAAAAUGCAUCACUGAUAUUCAGUGUCUCCUCUCUCUGCAUGGAGACACUGAUCUUUCCUCAUAGAGAUGCACCGAUUCAAAGUUAGACUUCAAAGUAAUUUUUAAAUGUAAGACCAUAGUAACUGAACGGAAAGCAUAGCUGUCUUAGAUCAUACUUCCAGUUCAGCUAUUUUCAAUUAUGAAUGCAGGUCAGUUCAGUCUUUAGUGAUAACCCUGAUAUUAUUGCUGAAUAUGAUAAAAAAAGAAAAAUAAAUUCCCUUGAUCAAUGUAUCUCUCAGUAUGGGAAAUUAACAUGAUGUAACUAUAAAAACAUGGAAUACCUAAAACCCUCAGUUCCCCGCAGUCCUGCAUCAGUUUGACCUUCACAUAAAACAGCACACCAUGCCCCAGUCACAUCGACUGCUAUAAUGUGUGUGAAAGACUUUGGACUGUACUGCAUUCCUGCACUUAAAAGGAACCUGUUACCACUUACCUGAACCAUGUAAGUCACUCCCUUCCUAUUCUCCUUAGCCAGCAUUAGCUGUGCUGGGUAGGUAGUUACUAUAACAACCACAGUGCAUGCAAUCUAAUUUUAUAACUUUCCAUGGCACCCUAUAUUUAAUACUUUUGCUUCAUAAAAAAAAAUGUAUAUAUAAAAAUUUACAAUAUUACAUAUAUAAUGUUUUUGACGUAUAUCCAUUAUUAUUUGUGCCAAACCGUUGCUGAUGGUAGCUUUAUCCUUCAGUCAUAUAGCCAUACUACCAUGCGCAUAUAUUUUUUUUUGCAGCUCAUCCUCUCUAAAUUACAAUUUAUCAAUUUUCCCCAAUUUCCCUCCCCCAUUAUCCAAAUUCUGCCAUACCUAGCUGCCAUUUCCACAUUUAACCAACCUUCAUUAUAUUCAAUCCACGACUUGGUAUUAUGGCUUCCAAAAUAUUCAUCCUAUUUCACACUACAAAAACUCUGAUUUUAUGCUCUUAUCUCCCAGCGUGACUACUUUACUACCUUAUUAACAUUUCAGACACCCAACUGACUCCGCUCAAAUCUAUGCAAAUUCUGCUCAUCUAUCAUUUCACUACAGCCAUUCCAUUAAAAAAAAGUGUCACUAUCUACCAGUCUAAACAUAUAAAAUCAUAUCCUUGAUUUACUAAGCUUUUCACAACUCUCCUGGCUUGUAUACCCCUUUCUGUCGCUAUGUUUCAGUCCCUCUCUAAAAAUAUAACAUACCAAAGGAUGAAUGAAUAGACAAAGGGGAAAAAAAAUCAAUUUGUGUAAGUUUACAUAUUUUAAUUAAUUUUUUUGGUAUGCCACACUUCCCAAGUAGGGAAGUAUGAAUUGAGGAUGAUGUUUGGUACUUCCAACUCGUGUGUGUGUAUAUGUAUGUAUGUAUAUGUGUGUGUGUAUAUAUAUAUAUAUGUGUGUGUGUGUGUGUGUGUAUAUAGAUAUAUACAUAAUUAUAUUUCAAUUUACCAUAUAUGCUUGAGUAAAAAGUUGACAUUUUUACUAUAUAAAAACCUCCCAAGUCCUACUCCGACUCGAUAGCCAUGGUUUUAUCCUAUGUUUCAUGUGCUAGCUGGCUGUGCAUGAUUAAUGUUUUGUAAUGCAUUUUAAACAAAAAUAACUUUGUAGUUAAGGGGUUAACAGAAAGUGGUUUUACAGACUUUAAAAUAAUUGUGUCAGACUAAAAGACAUGUCUUCUGGGAUUGCACGGUACCAAAUCACUUUUGGCACUCUCAAACUCUGCUUGAAACCAGAAUAUUUCAUAUUUCAUCUCAUUCCUGAUUUAAAGGAGCACUAUAUGGUCAGGAACACAAACAUGUAUUCUUGAACCUAUAGGGUUAAAACCACCAUCUGGCCACCCUGGCCCCUAAUGCCUCCCUGAAUAUAGUACAAUAUUACUUGUAUUCAAGUCUGCAGCUGCAUACUUUGUCCCUGUUUCCUUUAGACCUGCCCACUGCCUGCUGACAUUACCAGAAGUGGUAGCCUGAUCCAAUCACAAUGCUUCCCCAUAGGAUUGGCUGAGACUGACAAGGAAGCAGAUCAGGGGCAGAGCCAGCAUAAUUCAAACACAGCCCUGGCCAAUCAGCAUCUCCUUAUAGAGAUGAAUUUAAUCAAUGAAUCUCUAUGAGGAAAGUUCAGUGUCUGCAUGCAGAGGGAGGAGACACUGAAUGUUUGGAUGCAUUUUAGGCAGCCAUGACCCAAGAAGGAUCUCUAACAGUCAUCUGAGGAGUGGCCAGUGAAGUUAUCACUAGGCUGUAAUGUAAACACUGCAUUUUCUCUGAAAAGAUAGUGUUUACAGCAAAAAGCCUGAAAGUAAUGAUUCUACAUAACAAAUUCAAUAAGCUGUAGUUGUUCUGGUGACUAUAGUGUCCCUUUAAAUUUACACCCACACUGUUUGGUAAUUCCCAAUUUACUGACUGCAGCAAAAGUGAGUAUUGCCUUUCACAAGAAGAGUAAAGAAGCUAUUCCUUUUGGAGGAGGGUUUGAAUAGAUUACACUCUACCUGUCAAUACCAACAAAUGGCUUUUAGAAUACAAGGAAACACAGAGAAACACGAAAAAGAACAGUCUGUAGCUGUUUAGCUGAAAGACGGACUUAUCUAUGUUCCUGAUGCAUGGUUAUCACCGUUGAUAUCCCUCUGCCACUUUAACUUUCACUGUCAGCAUAAAAGGUCUGAAUGCUCUCUCCACAACACUUAGCACUAAGGGUGGGAUGAUGUACCACACUGCUUAGCAAAUUUCAGCUACUGUACACUUGAUUUAUGUUGUUAUACUUUUUCCUGUUUUUUUUUUCCCCCCCAUUUGUUUUCCUUUGUCUUAUUCAUGUAAUACCUCAUGAUUCACCAAGCAAUGUUACAAUGCAUAUGACAAUUAGUCUAAUUGCUUUCCAUAGGAGAAUGCCACUCUGUUUGAUGAACAUACUCUCAUGCUCUAAUUCACAUUAUAUGUAAAUUGGUAUUGGUACUGCUGAGAUGUGAGAUUUAAGUGCUUGUCUCCAUUGGCAACCUAUCAUUGUACUGUGUAUGCUCUUGCUGAAAGCAAAUAAAAAAAAAUGUAUUGAAAAAAUAUAUAAUUGCGUCAAUGAUUUUGGAAAAUCUUUGUGCUGUACGUUGCCUUUCAAGAUUGUUUGUAACAUAGGAUUUGUUUCAUAUGAAAUUGAAAUAUGAGCUGUCAGGGCAGAAUAUUAGCCUUUGUACUGAAAUUAAGUUACAAUUGUAUGCCUACUGACAGUGUUUGGGUUCCAAUAACCUUCUAAAAUGGUUCCCUAGUGGCAAAUUAUCCAUUAUAUAGAAUAUGGCUAUAGAAUAGUUGUGUGACUUUCUUAUAGUAAAAUCUAGUAUAGAAAGUUCACACAAUAUCACACUGACAGUUUACAGAGCGCCGGGUGGCUGCUGGGAUUGAGUGCGGCCCCUAUCAUCACUUUUGCUGACCGUUUACCUGACACAAUUUUUAUAGAAUUUGUUUUCUUCUAAAAGGCAUGUGUUGUUUAUCUCAGUGGAAGUUAAACCCAUAUACUUCUCCUGGUCUGUAUUGCAGCUUGUGUUGCACAGAUAUUUGUAGCUACGUGUCAGUCACUAGCUGUUUUUAAUUAAACAUUUUCAAUGCAGAUGAGGCACACCUAAUUUAAAGCCAACCCACAGAAAUUCCAGAUCCAACCACAACCAGACAGAGGAGGAACUUAUCCAGAAUUAUCGAGGUUGAAGGGAACUUGUAUUAUUGCUCCUCUAUAACAUAUUCUUUCUUAUUGCAUAUGCAUUAUAAGUUUCAUGCAUCCAGUUUCUUAUCCUCUCUAACAUGCAGGUUGUCAUUCACAGGGUGUCUCGCAGUAUGGGGAAGAGACGCUGUGUGUCGGCCGCAGAAAACAAGCCAUCUUCAGGGUGCUGUGGAGUGAAGAAACCAAAGCUGUGUCCUUCACCUGCAAGCAGUGUUCCACCCUCCGUCCAACAUAACUGCCAACCUCCAGAGGACAAGACGGUGGGGCCAGGCGCCCUUACCCCACUCUCCCGGCCCAACGGGACCACAAGUGGCAGGGAACAGUUGGUGGUGACAGCUGAAAUGGGCUGCUACUGCUUUGAUGUCCUCUACUGUCACCUGAAUGGCUUCCCACAGCCACGCCUGCCACGUUUCACCAAUGACCCCUAGUAAGUUUAAAAGGAACAGUCUAAUCUCAGACCUAAGUAUAUUUUGUAUUAAAGGACCACUAUACAGGGAGUGCAGAAUUAUUAGGCAAGUUGUAUUUUUGAGGAUUAAUUUUAUUAUUGAACAACAACCAUGUUCUCAAUGAACCCAAAAAACUCAUUAAUAUCAAAGCUGAAUAUUUUUGGAAGUAGUUUUUAGUUUGUUUUUAGUUAUAGCUAUGUUAGGGGGAUAUCUGUGUGUGCAGGUGACUAUUACUGUGCAUAAUUAUUAGGCAACUUAACAAAAAACAAAUAUAUACCCAUUUCAAUUAUUUAUUAUUACCAGUGAAACCAAUAUAACAUCUCAACAUUCACAAAUACCGUAUUUUUCGCUCCAUAAGACGCACCUCACCAUAAGAUGCACCUAGUUUUUAGAGGAGGAAACCCAGAAAAAAAAAUAUUCUGAACAAACUGUUCCAUAGUGUUUCUUACCAUGGGACAGUUUGUUCAGAAUAUUUUUUUUUCUCCCCUGUCCCAUAAUGAUCUUUAACCCCCCUUUCCUCUGUCCCAUAGUGAUUGUUAACCCCUCCUACCCUGUCCCAUAGUGAUUGUUAACCCCUCCUACCCUGUCCCAUAGUGUUCUUUAACCCCUCCUCCCCUUGUCCAUUAGUGUUCUGAUCCCAUAGUGUCCCCCCCUCCCAUUGUCCCAUAGUGCACUUUCCCUCCCAUAGUGUCCCCCCCUGCCCUUGUCCCAUAGUGUCUCCCCCUCCCCUUGUCCCAUAGUGUCUCCUCCCCUCCCCUUGUCCCAUAGUGUCUCCUCCCCUCCCCUCCCCUUGUCCCAUAGUGUCUCCUCCCCUCCCCUUGUCCCAUAGUGUCUCCUCCCCUCCCUUUCUCCCAUAGUGUCCCCCUCCCUUUCUCCCAUAGUGUCUCCCCUCCCCUUGUCCCAUAAUUACUUACCUGUCUUGGAGCGUGGGCCGGCUUCACAGCGCGCUCCGCGGUCCAGGAACUUCUAUUUCAGGUUCCGGUUUCCGGCGGGACUGAAAGGAAGUGUGCACACGCGCUCCGCGGUCCAGGAACUAAUAUUUCAGGUUCCGGUUUCCGGCGGGACUGAAAGGAAGUGUGCACACUCAGUGUGCACACUUCCUUUCAGUCCCGCCGGAAACCGGAACCUGAAAUAGAAGUUCCUGGACGGCGGAGCGCGCUGUGAAGCCGGCCCACGCUCCAAGACAGGUAAGUAAAUCUUCACAUUCGCUACAUAAGACGCACAGACAUUUCCCCUCACUUUUGAGGGGAAAAAAAGUGCGUCUUAUGGAGCGAAAAAUACGGUAUACAUUUCUGACAUUCAAAAACAAAACAAAAACAAAUCAGUGACCAAUAUAGCCACCUUUCUUUGCAAGGACACUCAAAAGCCUGCCAUCCAUGGAUUCUGUCAGUGUUUUGAUCUGUUCACCAUCAACAUUGCGUGCAGCAGCAACCACAGCCUCCCAGACACUGUUCAGAGAGGUGUCCUGUUUUCCCUCCUUGUAAAUCUCACAUUUGAUGAUGGACCACAGGUUCUCAAUGGGGUUCAGAUCAGGUGAACAAGGAGGCUGUGGUUUUCUUCUUUUAUACCCUUUCUUGCCAGCCACGCUGUGGAGUACUUGGACGCGUGUGAUGGAGCAUUGUCCUACAUGAAAAUCAUGUUUUUCUUGAAGGAUGCAGACUUCUUCCUGUACCACUGCUUGAAGAAGGUGUCUUCCAGGAACUGGCAGUAGGACUGGGAGUUGAGCUUGACUCCAUCCUCAACCCGAAAAGGCCCCACAAGCUCAUCUUUGAUGAUACCAACCCAAACCAGUACUCCACCUCCACCUUGCUGGCGUCUGAGUCGGACUGGAGCUCUCUGCCCUUUACCAAUCCAGCCACGGGCCCAUCCAUCUGGCCCAUCAAGACUCACUCUCAUUUCAUCAGUCCAUAAAACCUUAGAAAAAUCAGUCUUGAGAUAUUUCUUGGCCCAGUCUUGACGUUUCAGCUUGUGUGUCUUGUUCAGUGGUGGUCGUCUUUCAGCCUUUCUUACCUUGGCCAUGUCUCUGAGUAUUGCACACCUUGUGCUUUUGGGCACUCCAGUGAUGUUGCAGCUCUGAAAUAUGGCCAAACUGGUGGCAAGUGGCAUCGUGGCAGCUGCACGCUUGACUUUUCUCAGUUCAUGGGCAGUUAUUUUGCGCCUUGGUUUUUCCACACGCUUCUGUUGACUGUUUUGAAUGAAACGCUGUUUUGAAUGAAACGCUUGAUUGUUCGAUGAUCACGCUUCAGAAGCUUUGCAAUUUUAAGAGUGCUGCAUCCCUCUGCAAGAUAUCUCACUAUUUUUGACUUUUCUGAGCCUGUCAAGUCCUUCUUUUGACCCAUUUUGCCAAAGGAAAGGAAGUUGCCUAAUAAUUAUGCACACCUGAUAUAGGGUGUUGAUGUCAUUAGACCACACCCCUUCUCAUUACAGAGAUGCACAUCACCUAAUAUGCUUAAUUGGUAGUAGGCUUUCGAGCCUAUACAGCUUGGAGUAAGACAACAUGCAUAAAGAGGAUGAUGUGGUCAAAAUACUCAUUUGCCUAAUAAUUCUGCACUCCCUGUAGGCACCCUGACCACUUCAGCUCAAUGAAGUGGUCUGGGUGCCAGGUUCCCCUAGUUUUAACCCUGCAGCUGAAAACUUAGCAGUUUCAGAGAAACAGUCUCCUUGACAGCCACUAGAGGCCGCUUCUGCGAUUCUCAGUGUGAAAAUCGCAUUGAACUCAUGCUGGACGUCCAUAGGAAAGCAUUGAGCAAUGGUUUCCUAUGGGCGAGUUGAAUGUGCGCGUGUGCCUCUGGCCGCGCAUGCGCAUUCAGCUCCACUCAAGAGCUGAUAUCGGCAAGGGGAGGAGAGGGCACCAGCGCUUCCCCUGCCGAUGUCCGCUCUCAAGUGGAACUGAAUGCGCAUGCACGGCCAGAGGCAAAUGCGCGCAUUCAAUCCCUUAGGAAAGCAUUACUCAAUUUUAACGCUUCAGCCCAGCGGGAGGGUUGGCUCCGAGGGUGGGAGGGACCUAAUAACCCUAUAGUGCCAGGAAAACAAGUUUGUUUUCCUGGCACUAUAGUGUUCCUUUAAGUGCUCUGUGUUCUGUUUUUAGUUCAUAUUUAGGGUUCUUUUAUGAGUGCUUAGAAUUUGAAGCCUUAGCUAGGCUGGAGGAUCCAUGCUUGCAAUGGCUACAUUUUUACUUGCUAAUGGCAAGAGAAGAUUUGAAAAAAAAAAAAAAGACAUUAAACGAACUUGUAAUCCAGCACCGGUACAGUAACCCUCUGCUGCCCAAUUUGUCUUCUGAGAGAUCAUCAAACAUGAGCUCUGUCUAAUCUGGUGCUUCUAAUAGAGAAGCAUUGAGGAUGUCUGGCAUACGUGCGGCAAGCUGCUUUCUGCAUCCUCAUACAGUGCAUGCUGAUGCUGAACCUAUAGACCUUCAAUAAUUAAAGGAUCUGAUGGAGGACGUGGCUCUAGUGAUGUCUGACACCCACUAGAGGCAUGAUUUCAGCUUUAUAUAAACAAUGGUGUUUCUCGGAAAAAGAAAUGUUUAUACCUUUAGACCAAACUGAAUAAUCUAUGCACGAGAACCAAUACAUUAACAGGGUUAUUUACUAAAGAAUUUAACAUUUUUCCCAAGUAGCUUAAAGCAUAGCUGUGUUAGAGAAUUUUUCCAACUGGCAUAUUUUGGCCUUUAACCCCUUAAGGACCAAACUUCUGGAAUAAAAGGGAAUCAUGACAUGUCACACAUGUCAUGGGUCCUUAAGGGGUUAAAGGGACACUAUAUUGUUAGGAGUACAUAGCUGUAUUCUUCACACUAAAGUGCUUCUCUGCCCCCACCCAUGUAGCACUGAAAGGGUUAAUUAACCUUUUCUUUCACUCAGAAGUCCCUCCUCCGACGUCCGCGCAGAGGGGAAACCUAAUGUGUGGUGAGCAUUGUUCUUUACUUCAUUUCUGAUCUGUGGAACCAUGGUUUCCAAAUAGUAGAAUUCCAAAUAGGUCAAAUUAUAACUUCUAUUAUUAAACAACCACCCCACACACAUAAAGCACUUUAGCUUCUAUGAGAAAAUUGUAAUUUUAUAAAUAGUUCAUAAAACACCCACUGGCUGUCUAACAACCAAGGAGGUUACUUCCUGCUUUUAUUAGCAGGCGCAUGCAUGGAGGGGGAGCUUUAGAGAUUUCUCAGUGAGAAGCCUCUGGUGGGCUAUUUUCCUGUGAAGACAUUGUAUAAGUCUUCUGGGGGAAAAUGGGGUGGCUUACAAAGGCUUCAUAAUAAGUGCAGCUUUUGCAAGCUCUUUUAAGAUAUAAAAAUAUGAAUAUGUGAAGCAAAAAUGUUUGCAUUCAUUCCCUGGAGUUAUCUACUAAAUGGUUAUUUCUACUUUAUUUUCUAACAUAUACAUACAUCACUGCAUUUAUAUUCUUUUAGUGGCAGAGUCAAGCAGAACUACAUCUGCAGGUUGUUUAUAAUUUACAGCUCAUUAUCUUAUGUAUUGCCAUUUAUUUAUGUUUAUUACAUUAACACUCCUUGCACCAUAUCCAAUAUUGCUUGUUGUAGUUGUUAUGGUGCAAGUAGUAUUCUGGGGCCUUGCCCCUGUUUUUGUAAAAAACAAACACAUUUUUAAGCAGAUAGACAAAGAUAAUGGCUCGCUCGGAACCCAAAGCUGAUCCAACCAUUCCCAUUUUGAUAAUGGGGAAGUUUCACUUUACAUUAUCCAUACAUAUCUAUCAAACAUUGAAAGCCCAUCAAUGUGCAGUAAUCCUGUAAUGAUAACCCUUUAAAGUAAAACAUUGUCACUUUGUAAACCCUGCAAUGCCUACACUAAAAGGUUAAGCACACUUUUAUUGGCGCUGUCUUCCUGACAGCCACUAGAGGUGCUUUUGCCUCCAUAACCGAGUAAACUUCGCUUUUCAAUCAAAUGUUGCCGAUAGCAGCAUUUGAUUGGAGGAGUGCGUUUUGAAGCACGUGCUUUAUCGGGGAGCAGGACAAACAGAAUCUUGUUACUGACAUGCAUACGAUUGUCUGUAGUUUUAUGUUUAUUCCUAAUAUCCUUCUGUGUUUUGCUUCAGUCCUCUGUUUGUCACAUGGAAGGCUGGACGUGACAAACGUCUCCGUGGCUGUAUUGGGACAUUCUCCGCAAUGAAUCUCCAUUCAGGACUCAGGGAAUACACCUUAACCAGGUACUGAUGGCGCAGAAUUAAUGAGUACGCAUUGUCACAGUAAGCACAGGUAGCAAAUGUACAAGCCAUCCUUUGUAAGUGUGUACAGAUACUAUUCCCAGGUAUAGACCAUUGUAAACACUUUGCAUGAUUUCCAUUAUACGGAGAAAGCCGACAAAUUCACUGUAUGCCUAUCUACAUGUAUUUUUCCAAAUUAACUAAUGGAUAUGAUAUUAGUAUACACAUCUACUACCGAUCAGGAUAUAUUGCAUACUUGCACAUUCCAGAUAUAUUAAGAAUAGACACAUAUGGGAUUUACAGUGAAUUCUUGCAAAAUGGCAUGGUAAGUGCAUAAUUAAGGACAACUUAAGUUAGACUAAUAAAUGAACUUGAAAAUCUUCAAGGUCAGCCAGUGUGGUGUCAAUUCUGAAAUUCAAUUUUUCAGUUCAUCACCGUUCACUGUUCAAUAAAUAAAUGCUACAGUGUUUUAAGCCUGCAUUCACCUUCACCUAUAGGUCAGUAAUGGCAAGAUUGGGCACUCCGGAUAUUGUGGAUUUCUGUGGUUUACUAUCAAUGACAUACUGUUUUGUGUAUUUCCAAAAACAUUUUUUAUCAGAUGUAGAUGAAUGUAAACUUUGUCGCAGGAGUGCUAAACAUAGAGUGAAUAUCUGUUUAUUUUUACAUACGCUGGGUUAUUCACUGGCGUUAGAGUUCAAAGUAAAUUUAAAGUUUAAAGUCACAUUCGCUAAACCGGGAACCUUCUCCUGUUUGGCUACCUUAAAUUUAAAUUUGAAUUCUCAUUUUGGUUAAUAACCCUGUCAGAAUUCUUCACAUAGAUAAUUAAAAUGCAGAAAGAACACCAUUAAUUGAUCAUGUGAAAGUGUAGUCAUUACAUUAAAGGAACACUAUAGUGCCAGGAAAACAUACUUGUUUUCCUGGCACUAUAGUGUCCUGAGGGUGCACCCACCCUCAGGGGCCCCCUCCCGCCAGGCUCUGGGGAGAGGAAAGGGUUAAAUCUUUUUUUCCAGCGCCAGACGGGGAGCUCCUCUCCGCCUCCGAUCCUCCUCUUCGGCUGAAUGCGCAUGCGCGGCAGGAGCUGCGCGUGCAUUCAGCCUGUCUCAUAGGAAAGCAUUCAUAAUGCUUUCCUAUGGACGCUGGCGUCUUCUCACUGAUUUUCACAGUGAGAAGCACGCAAACGCCUCUAGCGGCUUUCAGUGAGACAGCCACUAGAGGCUUAAGAGGCUGGAUUAACCCAUUUAUAAACAUAGCAGUUUCUCUAAAAAAAAAAAAAAGGGGUUAAUCCGAGAGGGACCUGGCACCCAGACCACUUCAUAUUAAGCUGAAGUGGUCUGGGUGCCUAGAGUGGUCCUUUAAUAUUUGCACAUAUUUGUUCAAGAGAAAUGUAACACACAGUGUGCAUAUAUAAACACACAUCCUUGACUGAUCAUUUACAACCUAUUCCUGAAAGCACUCCUGCUUACAAGAUUUCUAAACUUUCAUCGGAUUAGAAUUUAUGCAUGUUCUAAUAAUGUGACACAUUGCUUUCAGUUACAAUACAAAUGUCGCGUGGAAGAUUUGAUCUUGGCAGCAUUAUCUGAGUUUGUUUUCAGUGCACUCAUCAUUUCACGUUUGCUAAUAAUUACAAUUUCUAAUUUUUGUGUAGGACUAUUUUUAGCUUGAUUUACAGGCACCAGAAGUAGAAAAAAUGCCCCAAAUCCAAGUUGCCAGUAAAUUUUCUUAGAAUUUCAGUCAUAGGAUGCCUCAACAAAGUGCAAAUUUCUAGAAAUUAACCUGAAUUGUCUGUGAGACUUCAGUUUGUCUCUUAACCCCUUUUUGUACCAGCAAAAUAUGUACAUUACCAUUACCUGUUACUUAGCUAUCCUAGCUAAUGAUGUGUGCUUCUCACAUAACAUCCAUGACAUUGCAAGCAUAAUAUAUCGCUGUAUCAAUAACAUGCAGAAUCCGAUUUUAUUGCAUGAGCAAUUCUAUGUUGUGGAGGUUGUGCAAAAUGUCAGAGGAACAGAAAUGUUGUUUGUUUUUUUUCCCACAGGUAAACUAUUGAGCACAAAAUGCUAGACAUGAUUUAUUAUAUCCUUUACCGCUUCAAUACCAAUUGAAAAAAUAUUAGCAUACAAUUUAUUUGAGGCAAGGGAUGCACAGCUAGCUUAUAAACAUAUCAUAACAUGGGAUUAUUGUGUAUAGAUUGCAUUGUAUAUUUACCCAACUUUUAUUUUUUUUACUUAUUUGUUUAUCUUUUUUUUGUCAAACUCUGUUUUAUUGAGGCAAAAGAUAAUUCAGUGCAGAAUAUAAAGCAGGGAGUUUUAGCAUAUGAGUCACAUGAUACACAUGAUAUAAUGUAGAUAACAUCGGUGCCUAAAUCGUUCAUCUUUUAUAAAAAUAAAAAAAAAUAUUGUGGUGUUCUAAAUUACUGUGGACCAUUUCACACAGGGUCUGAAAUGUUAGUAUGAAAGCAAAAAUGCUUUUUUUUCUUUAAUACAGUAUAAGUGACAAAAAUAGAUACAUAAAAAUGGUCAAAUUCCUUACUUAUAGGUAUUUGCAAGGACCUAUAAGCUAAUACUAGCAGUACAGCUUUCUAAAAAUGGCAACCGAAUGUAAAAAUGUCUGCAUCUGAAACAUAAUACCCACAUGAAGGGGAGAAUUAAAAAGUUAUUUAAAAUGGCUAUAGCAAUAGUUAUCAAUCUCUGGACUGCUAAUGUCUUCAGUGAAAUGGUAGAGCCAUUCACUCCUCACCCCUCCCUGACAAUAGGAAUGAUAUGACUCAUUGAAACUAUUUGAUACUGUUUGAAAGCAGGGGAUUGUCUACUAUUUUCAGCAAUUUUACAGGCAUCAUCAUUGACUAAUGGCUUCUGGCAAAUAAAUUAAUUCCUCUACAAGCUGGUAAUCAUUUUUAACGUAUAAAUGAGGGAGAGUGAGACUUUGUGGACUAGAUUUCAUACUGCAAAUUACAUGACAUUAAAAACAUUUAUGCUCAAUUUGGAUAUUGGAUAGGGUUAGCUGAUUGAGCCCAAGUCUACUAUGCAAAAAUACAUUGAUUUAACCCCUUAAGGACCAAACUUCUGGAAUAAUGUCAUGUCAUGUGUCCUUAAGGGGUUAAAGGAAACGGUCACUUCCCAUUAAUUUUUAAUAUUGUAUUUACUUUUCUUCAAUAUUGAACAAACGUGUAUUUGUGAGGUAUGAAAAAUGUUUUAAUGUAGAACUGUACUCUGCAACUGGGUGCUUACAUUUUGGCUCCCUGACCGUCAUCAUUAGACUUGUGCAUGGUAGAAAAAUUAGAUUAACUUGAAAUAAAAAUAAAUUGUUUUGGAUGGAUAAUUAUUUGAGCCUGUGACGUUGCGGUUUGUUCAGAUGAAAUUCAUCCACACAGCAAUUUGGAUUAACAAAAAAUGGUGUGAAAGUGCUCCUAUUAGUGUACUUCAAAAUGUAUACAUAAUAUAAAUAUUUAAAAUUAAUUAUAUAUUUAAAGUUUUUUUUUCGCCUUCCAAUAUGUGAAAAUAAGUGAUCCAUAGAGGGGAGGAAAGGAGCAGUAAAAUAGCAUAAGUUGUAUAUGUGAUCUAUCUAUAUAUCUGUCAUUAUUAAGUAUAUAAAUUAUUUCGUUUUUGUUUUGUUUUUUUAAACAGCUUUUCCUUUCCUCACCUCUAUUGGUCAAUUGUCAUUUGAUCUGUGACUUAAAUUGACAUUUAGAGGCUGUACCCGUCCCUAACCAUCAAACAAUGUUUUAUGUUUCCCAAACAUCAUAGCUGGUUCAUUCCUCAUAUUUAUGAUUUAUAAAUAUACCUUUUCAGAGUUAUGGAAUUCAGACACAUUUUUGAUUGCCCAAAGUUCAGACAAAUCGCAAUUUGUUUGAAACCGAAUGCACUAGUCUUGUCGUCAUUAUAAGUUUUAUCCUUGCAUCUGACAGUCAGUAUAGAGAAAGCAUGCAGAAAAAGAGUAAAUAAAGCAAUGUUUCUAUUUAUUUUUCCUCAUAUGCAAUAUGUUGCCUGUUUGAACCUUGACUGAACUGGACUGCGAUGUAAUUUGCUAAAUCUUUCAUUAAAAGAGAAAAUGGAACAUCACAUGAAAAAGGUUAACAAGAAAGUUAUGUGAUUUUCUGUGUUUUAAUUAUUUUGAUAUUCUGUGCAAUAAAUAUUCCCGCAGUUCAUUUGCAUUAUAUUUGCAUAUCCAAACCUUUUCCCAGCAUUGACAGCUCAUGUCCAGUAUAUCUUCUCAAAUCUUAGUCAGUACUAAUAGUUUGCACACAGUCAAUGUAAACAAAUGUUCUAUUAUUGCGUGUUGACGACAGAUGCCAAAGCUACACAGAAUUCACAUUAGCCAGCCCAGAACUCUCUUUCUGGGCUGAUUAAUGACGCUGCCUAGAUGUAUUUAGACCUCCGGAAACAAAGACCUGUGUGUGCCACAUUUCAAACUCUGCACAUACAGACUCCAAGCACCAUGGCAGAACCUCUUUAAUGAAUGUCUGAGCAUUAAUGCCAUAUUAUGACAUUUUUGUAUAGAUUCUGGAGUCGCCCUUGUUGUGUAAGUGCAUUUUUUUAUUUACAUCCACUACUUUAUUGACCCUUUCUAAACACUGCAAUCAUGUUUAGUGGGGUACUGUUACAGCCAGAGACAAAUAUUUUUGUCACAUGCAGUGAACAUCGUUCCACAAUCUUUAUCCCAAUAUUGAUAUAUCACAUACUGUAACCAUCUGCAAUGCGUAACCCUAACUCACUUUUGCAAACAUUGAUAGCUCACCGAUAUAGAGAACACUCCCCGUAAUGUAUAGUUGAACCCUGGUUGCAUUGACAGAAACACAUAGUGGAUAUCUUAAUCUCUUGAAAUUACUGUAUAGAUUAUACAUUGUGCACAUUUUAAGUGCAUGUACACAUAUUACAUGAUGAGAUAAAAUAGCAUAUGUCUAGAUAACAGCAUAUGAACUGCACACACAAAUCUAGAUGAAAUAUACUGAAUAUCUUCAAUUCUAGACAAAUCUCUGCAUCCAGGUAACCAUGGCUCCUUAAAUGUCACUGUUGGCACCUAACUCUUUGUUGUUGUUUUUUUAUUUCUUAACAUAUUUUAAUAGAUAUCUAUGGUUGGUUCUAAAUGAAAUUAGACUGUCUCUUAAAAUUGUGUUUCUGGUUCCAAAACAUUGUGUAAAUUUGUGCAACCCUAUACAUUGUGAAUGGUCUGUAAUAAGUAUAUAGAGUGAGCUGUCAUGAAAUAUCUACAAAGAUAGCAUAUGUAUAAAUAAUGAACCUGUUAGCUGUCACCCUGCAGUGCCCUUAAGGACAGCCGCUUCCCUCCGCUCACCCGUGAGGAGCUGCCCAAGCUGUCUUGCUCUGUCUCUCUGCUCACUAACUUUGAGGACGUGGGUGACUUCCUAGACUGGGAGGUGAGCAGUUGCAUGUGACUUAAAUAUUUUAAAGUCUUGCAGAGCCGUCUACUGGCUAGCUUGUCACAAGCUGCUAUUUUCAUGCCUGCCAUUUGAAGAACUAUUUUGUGGAGAAAUCUGAGCUGUUGAAUGAAUAAGGAGGAAUCUGCAUAAUUUAUUUUGAUAUAACAUAUCAUUAGUUGAGAAGUAUUUCUGUUUAGAACAUUUGUGCCCGCUAUGUGGCAUGUAUUGCUCAUUAAAAAUAGGUCAGUUAUAGUGAAAAGGUUUUCUUUUGUUUUUUUAGAGUAGAAAACAUUUAAAAAAAAUAAAAUCUGAAUAUGACUGAAAUGUUUUUAAAAAUGUAACUUUUUUAAAGAGUAAUGUAUUGUAUUCUACUAAUCUCCUUUUGCAGGUUGGAGUCCAUGGGAUCAGAAUUGAGUUUCUUAACGAGAAAGGGGUGAAACGCACAGCGACCUACCUGCCAGAAGUAGCCAAGGAGCAAGGUGUGUUUCUGAUAUAUGUCCAUACUUGCUACUGUGAGCUGUCUCCUUCUCUGGCCAGUACUGAUAAUAUGCGGCUGAAUAAAAAGCAGAAUAUAAGCUGCCAUCAGAAAGUGGACAGCAAUAUAUUCAUAUAUAAUCUGUUCCAAUACUAAUUAGACUCUGCAAUUUUCUGGAUAACGUUCAUGCAUGUUAUAAUUUUUGGUAAAAUUAAAUUACCUGGAUUAAUAUACAUACUCAGAUAAAUUCAGUCUUUGGAAGAAGUCCCCAGUUCAUUAACAUCCAAGAUUUGAAUCUCACUAUCCCUGCCCCAUUAUUAUUACUGCCAUUUAUAUAGAUUCCGUAGCGCUUUACAAUAUUAUGAGAGGGGGGAUUUAACUAUAAAUAGGACAAUUACAAGAAAACUUACAGGAGCAAUAGGUUGAAGAGGACCCUGCUCAAACAAGCUUACAGUCUAUAGGAGGUGGGGUAUAAAACACAAUAAGACAGGAAAAAGACAUCACAAUAAGUUGGAGUGAAGCAGAGCUGGAGGAGAGAGUAGAGUGCUGCCCUUUAGGAGAGAGCAAGAGGCAGGUAUGUGAGGUAGAGGUUACUCUGUGAGGCCAUAAGCUUUAAUAAAGAGAUGAGUUUUAAGACACUUCUUAAACGAUUGAAGACUAGGGGGAGUCUGAUGGGGGUAGGCAGGCUAUUCCAGAAGAAGGGAGCCGACCGCGAGAAGUCCUGCAAGUGUGAGUUGGCCGUACGGUGCGAGCAGCGGUCAAGAGGGUAGAGCGGAGGGAACGAGGAGUGGCAUACCUAUGGAUCUGUGAAGAAAUAUAAGAAGGGCUAGAACUGUUCAGUACUUUUAUAUGUAUGGGUUAGCAAUUUGAAUUGACUCCUAUAGGAUACAGGAAGCCAAUGUAAAGACUGACAGAGGGGUGAGAUGUGAGAGGACGGACUAGAGAGGAAAAUCAGUCUGGCGGCGGCAUUCAUUACAGACUGUAACGUGGCAAUACGGCUUUUGGGAAGAACAAUCAGAAGAGGGUUACAAUAAUCCAUGCGGGAAAUUACUGGAGCAUGGACAAGCUCCUUGGCAGCAUUUUUUGUAAGGAAGGGGCGGAUGCAGGCUAUUUUUUUAAGUUGGAAUCUACAGGAUUUGGCAACAAACUGGAUGUGAGGCUCAAAGGUGAGGCCAGAGUCAAGUAUGACGACAAGACAGCGUGCUUGCAAGGAUGGACUUAUGUGGAUACCACUGACUUGAAGGGAGAGCGAGAGAGGAGGAUCAGUAUUAGGAGGAGGAAAGACAAGAAGUUCAGUUUUAGAGAGAUUGAGUUUCAGAAAGCGGAAGGACAUCCGGUCAGGGAUGAAAGAAAGCAGUGACACGUUGCAGGAGGGCAGGGGAGAGGUCUGGGGAGGAGUGAUAUAUUUGGGUGUCAUCAGCGUACAGGUGGUAGUGGAAUCCAAAAGAGUCAAUACGUUUUCCAAGAGAAGCAGUAUAAAGAGAAAAUAGAAGAGGACCAAGGACAUAGCCUUGGGGAACUCCAACCGAGACAGGAUGAAGGGAGGAGGUAUCCUUGGAAAAGGAGACACUGAAAGAGCGUUGGGAGAGAUAAGAGGAAAACCAUGAGAGGACAGAGUCACAGAGACCGAGUGAUUGAAGAGCUUGAAGGAGGAGAGCAUGAUCAACUGUGUCAAAGGCAGCAGAGAGGUCUAGAAGAAUUAAUAUGGAGUAGUGGCCUUUGGAUUUAGCUGCGAUUAGGUCAUUAGUAACUAAGAGUGGAGAGGGUGGAAGCCAGACUGAAGAGGGUCAUGGAGAGAGUUGGAAUUGAGGAAGCGAGACACACGGGUAAAGACAAGUCUUUCCAGAAGCUUUGAGGAAAAAGUGAGCAGGGAUAUGGGACGAUAGUUAGAUGGGGAGGAUGGGUCAAGAGAUAUUUUUUUCAGCAUAGGUACUACAGUGGCCCCAUGAAUCUCUGCUCUAAAGUAGCUCAAUGAGCCUUGGCACUGGAAAAAGCUAAGUAAAUCAUUUGUUUUAUUAAUUUUUAUGUAAAAAAUGGAUGGAGCCUUAAUACAACUAGGCACAUGAGUUUUGUAUUCCUAAGGCUAUAGUGUUCCUUGAAGGUAAUAAAAAAAUAUGUUUAUUAUAUACACUUUCGCUGUUAGCCCAACAUACUGAGGCUUUAGGAAGUUUUUCAGCACUAUGUCAUGCAACCUUACCAGGCCUUGGCCUCAUCUCAAAGAGAGAUACAUGCUACUAACUCAGAAUUUUGGGAAGCUCUACCGAUCAUCUCAGUGCGUUACCUAUUGCAAUUUCUGGGGCCUCUCAGACAUAACUCAACAUAGUAAGAGUACAAAACAACCAAAGAAAUUUGGGCUACGGCUGUAAAUCUAGAACAAACAAAAAACAUACAUAGAGUAAUACAGUUUAAAGAAACAAAUUGUGUUAAUGAAAUGCACUCACAAGAUUACGUGAAAAUAGCGCUCUAGGGUGCCUCCCCUGAUAGCAGUGUUUCACCGAUGGACACACAAUGCAAGACUCCAGUGAUGGUAAAAAACAGCAGCUUUAUUUGUAGGAUGAGAACUUCACCCAGUAAUAAUAAAAUGUAAAAUAUAAAAUGCCAAUAAGGUCCUACGCGUUUCAUUCACUAGAUGUGAACUUCCUCAGGGACCAUAAUAUAAAAACAAUUGAUACAAAGCAAUAACAAAAAUGAAAAGCAGCCUAAUCUCCCCCCAUACCAGAAUUUUGGGAACCUCUACCGAUCAUCUCAAUAUUGCGUUACCUAUUGCAAUUCCUGGGGCCUCUCAGACAUAACUCAACAUAGUAUAUUUGUCUUCAGUGACGUAGUAUCAUUUUACAAUGUGUACCUAAAAGUUUUACUUUACUUAUUUGUUUCACCAAUGUUCUAUGUACUCUGUUAUCUGUUAUGCUGGUCGAGAUAUAGUACCCAUGUAUCCAAUACGCAACAACUUCAAACAUUCUUGGGAGAUGUAAAUUUCUCUCUGACCACACAUUGUUAUUUUCUUAUUCUUUUGUACUCCUCUGUUACUAGUAUUCAAAGCUUAUCUUGAUCGUACACAGUGCUUUUAUAAAAACCCUGAUAAAUAAAGAAUUAAAAAAAAAAAAAAAAAGAUGUAUUCUAGAAUGGAAAAUGCAAAGCAAACAUCAUUCAUUUACUCUGUACUAAUUGAAGUGUGUUUUCCCCUCAGACUGGGAUCAGAUACAGACCAUAGACUCUCUGCUCAGGAAAGGUGGCUUUAAGGCUCCCAUUACCAACGAAUUUAGGAAAAGCAUCAAACUCACACGGUGAGUUUAACUCAUUUUCCUUUACACCUUGUCUGAAUUUUUUUUUAACUAAAAAUUGCUAUUCUUCUAAACAGUCUGAUAUAUUUCUAUCAGAAAGCAGCACUUUUACCAUGGGGGGGAGAUGUCCAUGGCCAACAUAAUACUUCUGCAUAAAUCAGGCAGGGACCCCUUGUCACCAGACAACUACAGGCCUAUCUCUCUGAUCAACCAAGACAUCAAAAUCCAAAGCAAAAAUCUUAGCGGAUCAUCUCAACCCUCACUUGAAGAAGUUGAUACACCCAGACCAGGUAGGAUUUAUAACAGAUAGACAACUUUUUGAAAACACCAGACGGAGCAUCGACCUUAUCUGGAGACAGAAAACCAGAAGCACACUGACUCUAUUGGUCUCCAUUGAUGCAGAGAAGGCCUUUGAUAGGGUAGAAUGGCCCUAUCUAUUUAGCAUCCUAGACUACCUUGGCUUCCCAGAAAGAUACAUAGCAUCAAUCAAAGCAAUGUACAGCCAAGCCUCUGCCCAAGUCAAAAUAGCAGGAAUGGGAUCCAAACCCUUUAGACUAGGGAACGGAACGCGACAGGGAUGCCCCCUGCCCCCUCUCCUUUUCGUGCUUACGCUUCAACCCCUUCUACAAGCAUUACGCCAAAAUCCACGUAUUAAGGAGAUAAAGAUAGGCGGCCAAGAGUUCCUAGUCUCUGCGAAUGCAGAUGAUGUUCUCUUGACCCUUACGGAACCUCGAGAGUCCAUGGCGGCACUACAAGAAACCCUGUUGCUAUUCGGGCUUUUUCUAGUUACAAGGCCAAUUUAGAUAAGUCCAGCGCCCUCCCGAUGGGCAUGUCAGUGGAGGACAUGGCGGCAUUGAGGGCUACAUAUAACAUACCCAUAGCACAAGAAUACCUGAAGUACCUAGGGAUACAGUUAUCAGGGGACCCAAACAAGUUAUACCAUCUAAAUUACACCCCGCUUAUACGAACCCUAAUACAAGAUUUGGAAAAAUGGCAGGACAAACCCAUAACAUGGAUCGGACGCAUACAUACUGUUAAAAUGAAUAUCGUCCCCCGGAUAUUAUUUCUUUUUCAAGCACUACCAGUAAAAAUUCUCAAAACUGAUUUAGCUCACUUACAAAGAGCCAUAGGGAACUUCAUAUGGCAAAAUCGUCGCCAUAGAAUCGCCAGGAAUAUACCUGUAUAGGCAUAAACAGAGGGGAGGUCUGGGCCUGCCAAACUUAUAUUAUUAUUACUUGGCGGCUCAGUUAGCGCAGGUGGCUAUGUGGCAUGCACCGUUAGAUGAGAGAAGGUGGGUGGACCCUGGAGUCUCUAAUGACGGGGAUGGACCUCCCACAGUUCCAUCUCUGGGUUCCCAGGGAAGAUAGACCCAUCAUGAAAACAAUGUGCCCUGCUAUACUGAACUCACUACGAAUUUGGGAUGUAUCCGCACUCAAAUACAAACUGGCCUCUUCCCCAUCCCCACUGACCCUCUUAUUGAGAAACAGGGCAUUCCCCCUGGGUAUGGCAGCCAAAGACUUCACAAACAUAGAAAGGGUGGGAAUACAAAGGAUUUGACAAACGUUCGAUAAUGGGCAACUAGUCUCCUUUGACCACCUAAAACAAAUAGCGCAUCUAACUCCUGCAUACUUUUUCAGGUACCUGCAAAUUAGGGACUAUGUACAACAACCUCAGGUAAUGCAGGCUGCCAAGAGACCACAGACUUUCUUUGAGAGAAUGUGCCUUAAAGAAACGGCACAAAGAGGCUUAAUAACUAACCUAUAUACACAUAGAAGUUCAGAAACUAAGGAAUGGGGUACGCUGGCCUACACAGAAGCCUGGGAAAAAAUCUAGGGGAAGUACUAGAGGGAGGAGAGUGGAGAGAAAUUUGGGAAGCAAACACAUCACUAUCUAUAUGCGUAACCUUCCAAGAACAGGCGUAUAAAACAAUGUUUAGGUGGUACACCACACCCGUACAACUUUAUCAUAUGAAACAAACACCUUCGGACACCUGUUGAGAGGGUGCGGUCUCAAGGGUACUUUUAUUCAUAUGUGGUGGGAAUGUUCCGAAGCACAAUUCUUUUGGGUUCAAAUACAUAACCUGAUAAAAAGAAUCUUUCAUAGGGCGCCACAACUAAAUCCUUAGACCAUGGGUCGUCAACCUGGUCCCUACCGCCCACUAGUGGGCGUUUUAGGAUUCCAGGUGGGCGGUAGGGAUUUCUGAGGCUAAAUCCUCUUUUUAAGAGGAUUUCUCCUUUUGGGCGGGCGCGAGCGGCUCUGCAUGCGCAAGUCUUCAGUGACCGGCAGGAGGAAGCGCUCCCUCCUGCCAGGCCACCUUCUGGACCCCCGGCAUGGCAGCGUUCUAAUCAGUCGCGGCGAGGGAGCUCUAACCUCUCUGCUCUGCUCCCUCGCGCGAUGUUUGCUGAUGCCGCGGGAGCCGGAAUAUGAUGUCAUAUUCCGGCUCCCGGCAUCCGUAGACAGUCCGCGAGGGAGCAGAGCAGAGAGGUUAGAGCUCCCUCGCUGCGUCUGAUUAGCCGCCCGCCUAAGUGAAGCCCCACUGGACCCCAGGGACAGAUCCACACCAGCUCUCCAGGUAGGGAGGCUGGGUGGAUAUUUAAUAUUAAUAAUUUGUGUGUAUAUGUGUUUGUCUCUAAGUGUAUGUGUGUGUGUGUCUGUAAGUGUAUGUGUGUGUGUGUCUGUAAGUGUAUGUGUGUGUGUCUGUAAGUGUAUGUGUGUGUGUCUGUAAGUGUAUGUGUGUGUGUGUGUGUGUCUGUGUCUGUGUCUGUAAGUGUAUGUGUGUGUGUCUGUAAGUGUAUGUGUGUGUGUCAGUAAGUGUGUGUGUGUCUGUGGGUCUGUCUGUGUAUGUGUGAGUGUCUGUAAGUGCAUGUGUGAGUAUGUGUAUAUUUGUGUGUAUGUGUUUCAAUGUGAGUGUGUGUGUGUAUGUGUUUGUCUGUGAGCAGAGUACUUGUAGAAUAGAAGAAAGAAGGUGCAGAGUACUUGUAGAAUAGAAGAAAGAAGGUGCAGAGUACUUGUAGAAUAGGAGAAAGAAGGAGUAGAGUACUUCUAGUAUAGGGGAAAGAAGGAGUAGAGUACUUCUAGUAUAGGGGAAAGAAGGAGUAGAGUACUUCUAGUAUAGAGGAAAGAAGGAGUAGAGUACUUGUAAAAAAGGAGAAGGAAAGAAAAGGAAAAGGAGAGAAUUGUUGUUGACUAAUAAUAGUAAGUGGGCUACCUAGCUCAGCCUUCCUACUGGGCAUUGCUAUAAGGAAGGUUAAAAAAUAGAAAAAAAGGGGAAAAAGGUGGGAAGGGGAAUUGAGGAGGGAGAGGAGGGGAGCUGACGCACAGAUGAGAAAUCAUUUUAUGAGCAAACAAAGAAGUCUUCCGAUUAUCACUGAAAGAGGAGACCUUCGCUUGUUCCUUAUGAAAAUCGAACCAGAUAUCAAAUAUUUAGUCUCGCAGCAUCAACCUCAAGGAUCUCAUUAAUCACUAGUAAAGGUAAGCUCAAUUUACUUUAUUGCUUCCUCAUUAAACUUUAUAAAGUUAAAAACAUUAUAAACAUGCAUAAAGUAGAAAUAAAAAGAUAAAUGUACGUUCAUUUAUGUAUUUUUUAAAACACCCUCCUUUCUAAAAAAUAUUCCGCGCUUGCGCGAAAACUGGUGGGCGGUAAGGAAAUUUUUCCAUCAAGAAAGAUGCAUUAGUGGGCAGUAAGUGGAAAAAGGUUGACUACCACUGCCUUAGACAUAUCUACUUAACAGAUCUCUAGACGACUGGACAAGGAGGGAACAGAAAUUAAUCCAUAAGAUUACAUAAACCGCUAAAAGAACAAUAUCACAGACAUGGCUCCAAACCACACUACCACCAAUUCAGAGGGUCAUUUCUAAUAUAAAAGAGGUAUACCUAAUAGACCGCCUGACUGAGAGGGACCAUGACUAACUUUGAUAAAUUAUGGGGCCCCUGGCAGAACAGCGAACUGGCGGACUGAGGAGUGUCUUAGACCCCUUGAGACAAGAGAAGGGACCAUACGAGACCAAGGAAAGCAAGCAACAUCCUCUAGAGGACCCUACACAUGGCGUAACGGAAAGGCCCGACGCAUAACCCCUGCCUUCUUACUCCCUCACCUCUCCUCUUCUCUUCCUUUUUUUUCAUCUUCUUUCUCUCUUUCUCUUUUUUCUACGACAACACAUGACGGAUCAGGCUAUUUAACAGUGUACACCAAUUUCCAAUGUAGAGCGAGCUAAAUGGAAUCCGCCAAAAAGCGAAACUACCAACGGAUGUCAGAAACUGUCCCCGUAUACGGGGAGGCAAAUUAUAAGGAACACAUAGGGUUAACGGAAUCCCACUUUAAAAGACACCCGUAUUGCAUUAAUGAAUGUGUGCUAAAUAGGUUGGGCAGGAUACUUAUUUAAGAAGUAUAUUAAGGUUAUUUGAUGUUAUGUUAUUUUUCUUUAAAAAAAAAAAAAUAGAAAAAUCCCUUGACAAGUAGCCAAACGAGCCUAUCGCUACGAAGAUUGUUGGACUUGCUCCGUAGUGACACCUGUAUAAAUAUGUACAAUUAUAAUGUGGGCCAACGGGCUUCUGCGCAAGCCUAAUCGCUUAUGUUGUUCAUGCUACUUUUGUCAAGAUGAAAAAAUAAAGUAUAAAAAAAAAAAAAGCGGCACUUUUAUAAAUCCGUUAAGUAACACCUCCCUAGCUGUCUAACAGCCAGGGAUGUUUUCUACUGCAUUACGAUAGCUCCCCUGAGCUAAUGAAUGUAGCAGGCGUGCACUGUUAGAGCUUACCUGAGUCAUAGUAAGCCUGUGGGUGCAUUUGCCUCUGCACUUGUGACCACAGAGAAGACUCUGACUGGCCACUUUCCCACCACAGACUAAAACUCUGUGCUGGGAAAAAGGGGAGGGCUUGUAAAUGAUCCAGGCAUAAGAACUGCAGCUUUUCAAACAUCAAGGAGGCCUAAGUCUCCCAUACAUACAGGGAGUGCAGAAUUAUUAGGCAAAUGAGUAUUUUGACCACAUCAUCCUCUUUAUGCAUGUUGUCUUACUCCAAGCUGUAUAGGCUCGAAAGCCUACUACCAAUUAAGCAUAUUAGAUGAUGUGCAUCUCUGUAAUGAGAAGAGGUGUGGUCUAAUGACAUCAACACCCUAUAUCAGGUGUGCAUAAUUAUUAGGCAACUUCCUUUCCUUUGGCAAAAUGGGUCAAAAGAAGGACUUGACAGGCUCAGAAAAGUCAAAAAUAGUGAGAUAUCUUGCAGAGGGAUGCAGCACUCUUAAAAUUGCAAAGCUUCUGAAGCGUGAUCAUCGAACAAUCAAGCGUUUCAUUCAAAAUAGUCAACAGGGUCGCAAGAAGCGUGUGGAAAAACCAAGGCGCAAAAUAACUGCCCAUGAACUGAGAAAAGUCAAGCGUGCAGCUGCCACGAUGCCACUUGCCACCAGUUUGGCCAUAUUUCAGAGCUGCAACAUCACUGGAGUGCCCAAAAGCACAAGCUGUGCAAUACUCAGAGACAUGGCCAAGGUAAGAAAGGCUGAAAGACGACCACCACUGAACAAGAUACACAAUAUCUCAAGACUGAUUUUUCUAAGGUUUUAUGGACUGAUGAAAUGAGAGUGAAUCUUGAUGGGCCAGAUGGAUGGGCCCGUGGCUGGAUUGGUAAAGGGCAGAGAGCUCCAGUCCGACUCAGACGCCAGCAAGGUGGAGGUGGAGUACUGGUUUGGGCUGGUAUCAUCAAAGAUGAGCUUGUGGGGCCUUUUCGGGUUGAGGAUGGAGUCAAGCUCAACUCCCAGUCCUACUGCCAGUUCCUGGAAGACACCUUCUUCAAGCAGUGGUACAGGAAGAAGUCUGCAUCCUUCAAGAAAAACAUGAUUUUCAUGCAGGACAAUGCUCCAUCACACGCGUCCAAGUACUCCACAGCGUGGCUGGCAAGAAAGGGUAUAAAAGAAGAAAAUCUAAUGACAUGGCCUCCUUGUUCACCUGAUCUGAACCCCAUUGAGAACCUGUGGUCCAUCAUCAAAUGUGAGAUUUACAAGGAGGGAAAACAGUACACCUCUCUGAACAGUGUCUGGGAGGCUGUGGUUGCUGCUGCACGCAAUGUUGAUGGUGAACAGAUCAAAACACUGACAGAAUCCAUGGAUGGCAGGCUUUUGAGUGUCCUUGCAAAGAAAGGUGGCUAUAUUGGUCACUGAUUUGUUUUUGUUUUGUUUUUGAAUGUCAGAAAUGUAUAUUUGUGAAUGUUGAGAUGUUAUAUUGGUUUCACUGGUAAUAAUAAAUAAUUGAAAUGGGUAUAUAUUUGUUUUUUGUUAAGUUGCCUAAUAAUUAUGCACAGUAAUAGUCACCUGCACACACAGAUAUCCCCCCUAACAUAGCUAUAACUAAAAACAAACUAAAAACUACUUCCAAAAAUAUUCAGCUUUGAUAUUAAUGAGUUUUUUGGGUUCAUUGAGAACAUGGUUGUUGUUCAAUAAUAAAAUUAAUCCUCAAAAAUACAACUUGCCUAAUAAUUCUGCACUCCCUGUAGAACUUUACUACCAAGCAGCUAUGCUUUCUAGAAUCUAUGAUUGGACAAUACCUACAAACAGCACACAAUGGGUGGUAUUAGAAAACGCAGCUUUCACACACCCUAUUUAUACCAUCCGUUGGCAAAAAAAAGGGUAAUCUAUCUAUAAUAUUAAAGAUGAUACAACUAAUAACAAAUAUUAAACUACCCCCCAAUCCUGAACUCAUAUUCUUUCUCCACUUUCCUGAACCUUUGCCUAAACCCACAAAAUCACUGAUUACCCACCUACUGAUAGCAGCAAAUGCCCUCAUACCCACACGCUGGAAACAGUCAAGAGCCCCCACAAUUGGAGAAUGGAUUCAGAGGGUCGAAUCUACUCGCCUAAUGGAAGAUAUCCACUAUGCCCAAACACACAAAUACCAUAUAUUAUCAGACAUAUGGAAUCCCUGGGUUGACUUCAUACAAACACAAGACAAAUGCCAUACAAAAUAGACUCAAUAAACAACAACGUAAACGAACACCUCUCAAGUAAUUACAAUCAGAAUUCGCAACCACCUUAUCACUGGUUCUUGAAGCGAGACGAGCUGCUGGUACCUUUAAUAUUCAAGCAUACAUUAUAUGUUAGCUGUUGUUUUAUACUAAGAUAUUUACCUAAAGAGCACAAAACUACAGUCAGGCUCUCUAACAAAUAGUUCACUAUGAGUAUACCACCAUCAAUGUUAUUUCAACUUAUACUACCACUUUAUUAAAAGUAUUUUGCCCUUUCUUCACCACUCUGAGAAAGACUGUAUCUACAACAAAAGAUCCUGUACUCACUUGUUUAUAUUUUAUAUUUCAUAUUACUGACCGCUCAUACUGGUGGAAACAAUGCAAAUAUAUAAUCUAUCAACAAAUGUAAUGCAUUGACUGUAAUGCCUGAUAUUUUCCAAUAAAAACCUUUGAAAAAACAAAAAAAAGAACUGCUUUUGCAAGCUCAUUAUUUAUAUAUAUAUAUAUAUAUAUAUAUAUAUAUAUAUAUAUAUAUAUCCCCAAUGCCAACAUUAAUAGCUAGAUACCUGCAUGGUUUUCAUUGGGGGUAUAUCUACUAAAUAGUGAUUCUAUUUAUUAUUGGUGUCAGUUUGUCGAUAGUCCAGUUCUUUCUCUUAAUUAGCAAGUAAAAUACAUCAUUAGAGUUUUGUAUAAAAUAAUUAAAUUAGGUGCUGGGUGUAAGAUGUAUAAAACUCUGACUCCUGAUGGUUUUAUUAAGCUUUGACUAUUUUAAGCUCCUCAGUUUCAGACUAUAUUUUGGUAUUAAUUAGAUUGUUAGAUCUGCACAGUUGUUAUCUGUUAUUUUUGACCCUUAAGAAAAUGUUAGUUGCUAACGCUUACAAACACUUCAAUAAACUGAUUUGCAUUACUACUCGAUUAUAUAUAGCAAACCUUUGGCUCAGCUCUCACCCAAUCUAUGAUUUUGUGGGGGCUUUUGGCAAUGGAAUCACUGCCAUUCUUCAACACAUAUACCCACAUACCAUUAAUUUUAAAGAGUCUAAGCUGCACUCUUUCCUUCUCUUCUUUUGGCCUCAUGUUCAAGCUAUGAUCUAUGCACACAUGCUGCAUACUUCCAAUCAUGAAGAGUUUUAUGAAAAUGUGAGGCAUAGCACCAGGGGGCUCUUGAUACCACAACCGCUGUAGCCUACUCUAGUGGUUAUGGUGCUUAGAGUAUCUUAUGAGAGAGGCCCACGAUAAUAAGAUGACAUUUUUUGUUCCUUCUCUCUUCAUUAGAUCUGCAACUGUUUCCUAGCAUUAAAGAACCAUAGAGUGCUAGCCUUAUCUAAAUUACAGCACUCUAAAAGAAAAAUAUUUUGGAGAAUUAUCAGUAUAUUAUUUAAUCAGCGUAUAAUAAUGCAGACCUUCUAUAACUGAACAUGUGAUUACACUUUAUCUUAAUUGGUUCACCCUCCCCUGGUUGUAUGUUUUUUAAAAUGACUACAGAAUAUAGUUCUUGCUCACGAUGGUAGGGUUUGUUAAUAUGUGCUAGUUCUCAAUUACCGGCUUGGUCUUUGGUCGGAGAGGUGUCCAUUCUUACCAAACAGGACUCAAAGGUGACCACAUUGAGCAAGGGUGAAAAUAGGUAUUUACUUAUGUGUAUUGGUUGCUUACAUGAAUGCAUUACACAUAAAUUAAUUUGAUAUUUUAUUUUCAAUAAUACAAAAUGAUGACCAUUUUACUGUAAGAUAUGAUCACUUAGUCUACAGUGUAAUAACUUGUGAUGUCUUUUUGGCCUAGGUAUCGCAGUGAGAAGGUGACAAUCAGUUACACAGAAUACAUGGCCUCCCGCCAACCCGCACAGCAGAACGGCACUGUGCAUGCACCGCCUCUUUAUACUCAUUACUCCUGACACAGUGCUGCCCCCGCCGCAGCCCUGUCACCCGCUCGCCGGCAAUGCCUGUGACCUCCUGACAUCCGACUCCUCCUCCACUCCCUCCUCCUGGUCCAGUUACCUGUACUACUGCACCAUCUUAUGAGCUUCACUGGAGAGGGGGGAGCAGUGCCCAGAGACUCGCAGAACACACAGCCUUACCUCACCCCACGCUCUCCAUGGGACUCUAAGUGGGAGGGAGAGCUAAGAUGGGUGUUGUGGCCUCAUCCAACUACACCAUUGUAAGGGGUCAGACACCCUUAAAAAAAAAAAAAAGCUAUUAUCGGUUUUUACAUUCUGAACUCCUAAUUAUUAUUAUUAUAAUAUUCUUUUUAUAUACGUAUAUAUAUAAAUAUAUUUUAUUUUAUCUUUUUUUUUUAAGCGCAAGAACUUGCUCUCUCACAGCGCCUAAUUUUGCCUUGACAGGGGCAAUAAAAGCUUACGCUGUUAUUGCAACAGGAACAUUUAAGCUGCCCAGGUCCUGUGUUGUACAUUCAAGGUAGCUAUCACACACUCUGAGAGCGGUUUCUUUAAAUGAAAGAGUGUCCUAUUGGUUAGGGCAGAUGUUUAGUAUUGGAGUUUGGGCAGAUGUUUCUGUGUGGUAUUGGAGUUAAUUGAAUAAUCUCCCUGUGUUCCUUCCUGUUUCUUUUCUGUUUCAGGGUUACUCAUUUACCUCUGAUAGUGCAAAUUGUGGGACUAAGGUGGCAAAUCAACAACUGGGUUCAUCAUUCACCUUAUGAUCCUGUAGUUUUCCAAAAUGCCCUAACAAUAUGCAUUUUUGGGUGUUGGCAUUAUUAACAAAAUUGACAUGUAAUUUUAUUUUACCCUAAAUGUCUGGGUAUACAGCUUCUAGUCUACCCUGAAACACGGGAUUAUUACAUAUGAGGUACUAGAAGCACAUAAACCACAAGGAAACCAUUAUCCAUUUAAUGAGAUCUUCGUUGUACUCUGAUUGGCACAGUCAUGGCUCAGUGAUUAUUCUCCUUUCCCAUAUAAUCCCACAUGUAUAACAUAAAUCAUAUGUCAUAUUGUAUAAUAUGACCAAGCCUGUUGGCGUACUGGAGAGGCAGCUCAAGGGAAGAGUGUAACCAUGUGUGGCAGAGACAGGAGAGCGGAUGGUUUUUGCACAUGAAAUGUCGGACUUCCCUAAUGUCAGCUCGGUCUUCAUCCUUUUGUUACCCAAGGGGCCAGUAACAGGAACGUUGCUGACCCCACUGGCGGUAGAAGGGUAAGGAUUCCCCAAGCGCAACCCCUUCCUAUAAGGAAUCACAAAGAUUGUUUUUCCUUCCAUGCUGCUGAAAAUAAAUUGAAAUUGAUUGAAUCCAGGAUCAGAGCUGUGUCUUUGAAGUAUUACUUAUGAGAUCAAAUGAUUGCAAUGAAGAGAUCACAUUCCAUGUAGUUCUAAAUCUGCAGUGAAGGCAACAUGUCUUUCCAUUCAUUAAAGCAGCAAUAACACUAAAGUGCAGUGCCCGGGGCUUUCACUAGUAACAAAAUAAAAAAUGUCUU
This is a messenger RNA of Pelobates cultripes (western spadefoot toad), 32154 nucleotides long. Lineage: Eukaryota; Metazoa; Chordata; Amphibia; Anura; Pelobatidae. The record is from the annotation of a GenBank genome assembly.